ACUGAUCACUUGAGUUCAAAGAAAAAUUUUUUCUUAGACAUCAAAAAUUUAAGAUAGUAUCUGUUUAGAUAAAUGUUCAUGUAUGUUAUUGCCAACCCAUUUGAGUAUCUGUCUACUCUAAAAAAAGGCCAUUCGAAACGGAAAUUAAGGUAGCUGGAUUUAAGAAAAUCCUAAUGGGAAUUAGGUAGGCUGGACGUGUUUGUGGUGAAGAGAAGUUCUCUCUGGUCUCUACUGUAAAAACAGACGACAUGACCAUUCGCGUUUCUAUUUUAUUCUUAUAUUUUUAUUUCCUUCUCACAGAAUUUCUCUCCAAUCUUAUCCUUCCUCUCUUUAAACAAAGAUCAGCUGUAACCGAGUGUAUUUGAAUCUUGGAAGAAGAGGAAAUAUUUGUCAGUACCAUUCAAUUGAUCAGAACUAAGGUUCAUGUCUGAACGCGACAUCCAAAUUCCAACUGCCUUUGAUCCAUUGGCCGAGGCAAAUGCUGCAGAUUCAGGUGCUGGAGCCAAGGAAUACGUGCAUAUACGCGUACAGCAGCGAAAUGGUAGGAAAAGCCUGACAACUGUUCAGGGUUUGAAGAAGGAAUUCAGCUAUAAUAUGAUUCUCAAGGACCUUAAGAAAGAGUUUUGCUGCAAUGGCACUGUGGUCCAGGAUCCAGAGUUGGGACAGGUUAUUCAGCUUCAAGGUGAUCAAAGAAAAAAUGUUUCAACUUUCCUUGUUCAGGCACGCAUAGUGAAGAAAGAGCACAUCAAGAUUCAUGGAUUCUAAGCAGAAGCACCUGCAAAAUUGAUCUUAUGUGGUUAUUGCUGCUAUAUUUUGAAUCUUUAUGAUACAUCUGAACUCUUCAACAUCCUUAAUGUGAAGUAACUCUUGCAGUUUGUGUUGUAUGAUUAUUUUUUGGAAUCAUUUUUUUGUCUUUAUACUCAACUAUAUCAGAUGUGUAAGUGUUUGAUUAGUUAUGAAAUCACUCCAAUAUGUAAUGGCUUUACUCAUCCAUUCCGGUCUCUUCCAUGCUUUUGGCUUAUUGUGCUUUAUAUCUCGAAAAACAAAAAAAUCUCAAGAGGGUUCCUAUACCCAAAAUGAAUAAGAGUAUAAUCUUCUUUCA
Jatropha curcas is the source of this 1102-nucleotide messenger RNA. RefSeq names its product protein translation factor SUI1 homolog. The record is from RefSeq and is a predicted model, not a curated record. NCBI's taxonomy places the organism in Eukaryota, Viridiplantae, Streptophyta, Magnoliopsida, Malpighiales, Euphorbiaceae. Gene Ontology annotation, molecular function: translation initiation factor activity. Gene Ontology annotation, biological process: translational initiation.